Molecule: messenger RNA, 336 nt
Organism: Dictyostelium purpureum
Lineage: Eukaryota; Evosea; Eumycetozoa; Dictyosteliales; Dictyosteliaceae
Exons: 2
Coding region: 1-336 (111 amino acids)
Biological process (GO): protein phosphorylation
Molecular function (GO): ATP binding; protein kinase activity
Source: RefSeq, a predicted model, not a curated record
AUGAUUGAAAACUCAUCUUUUUGUAUGCAUAUAAAAGAAGAAUGGAAUAUUAUAAAAGAAAAUUAUAAUAAGGGUGCCUUUGGAAAAAUUAUAAGAGCAGUAAAAAAAAACGGUAUUAUAAAUGGGUAUGCUGUGGGUGACAAAAAUGUGGCUAUAAAAAAAAUAAAAAUAAAUGAAAGGAAUUUUGAAACUGAAAUAUUAAAUAAAAUUCAAAUUGAAAAUGAUAAAAAAGAAAAAAGAAUGAAAACAAUAUUAAAAUAUUAUGGAUAUGGUAUAGAUGAAGAAUAUAUCUAUAUAUAUUUAGAAUUUUCAAAGGCAGAUCAAUCAGUGAUCUAA